Rhineura floridana is the source of this 1297-nucleotide messenger RNA. RefSeq names its product WD repeat domain 83 opposite strand (gene WDR83OS). Gene Ontology annotation, cellular component: endoplasmic reticulum membrane. Lineage: Eukaryota; Metazoa; Chordata; Lepidosauria; Squamata; Rhineuridae. The record is from RefSeq and is a predicted model, not a curated record. Bases 81 to 401 code for a protein of 106 amino acids. Gene Ontology annotation, biological process: protein insertion into ER membrane. Gene Ontology annotation, molecular function: protein folding chaperone. The transcript is spliced from 4 exons.
AUUGCCCCCCUACGCCACUGAAAGGAAGCGGAAGCUGAUGUUGCGGAGGGGGCUGCUCGGAGUAGCCAGAGACGUGUGACAUGGCCGGUAACAACAUAAUGGACCCGCGGCGGCCAAACCGCGUUCUCAGAUACAAGCCUCCAUCCACAGAGAACAACCCUACCCUGGAAGACCCCACACCAGAUUACAUGAAUCUACUAGGAAUGAUUUUCAGUAUGUGUGGCUUGAUGCUGAAGCUCAAGUGGUGUGCUUGGAUUGCUGUCUACUGUUCAUUCAUCAGCUUUGCCAACUCUCGGAGCUCAGAAGACACCAAACAGAUGAUGAGCAGCUUCAUGUUGUCUAUCUCUGCUGUAGUGAUGUCCUAUCUGCAAAACCCCCAGCCCAUGUCUCCUCCUUGGUGAAAGGAUAAUGCCUCUCCCCAGAGCACCUCUUGCAAAGCAGAGGUGCACUCCCUCUAGAGCAGCCUUUCCCAACCCGUGUGCCUCCAGAUGUUGUUGGACCACAACUCCCAUCAGCCUCAGCCAGCAUUGCCAAUGGCUGAGGCUGAUGGGAGUUGUGGUCCAGCAACAUCUGGAGGCACCCCGGUUGGGAAAGGCUGCUCAAGAGAGAUGACUAUUUUCUCAGGCAGUGCAGAUCCAUUUGCACAAGUAUUGCAAAAGCAUUGCAAAAGUAUUGGGAGUACUAUUUUCCUGCGAUAAUAAAAGUGAUGGCUGUUAGAGACGCUUUGGCUACAUUGCCAAAUUGUCUUAGUGUGUUAAUUAUGCAUUUCACUUGAACACUAGUUAUAGCUCGUAGCUAACUAUCUACAGUGAGAUCUGACUAUACUUCCUGUACUGUUGAGGUUGUCUGCUCAGUUGACAAAGGAAAUAAACUUCUGAAACACAACACACUUAUCACUAACAAACCAAUUAAAAGAAGCUUUUGCUUUCAGAACCAAGUAUUCAAGCCAAUUAGUGUACCACAGAAAUGGUCUCCUGAGAAGCUUCUUUAAAGCUGUAUGGCUCUACUGAUUGGCAGUUUCCUACUGUAGGCUGUAGUCAGAGCAGGAGCACUGUACAGGCAUUUUAUCAGACAGCUUCUAAUGUAGAGCACUGCAUUGUGGAGGCAUAUGAGGCAGCAACCUUUCUUAGCACUGAUCUUGUAUUGGAAUCUCAGCAUUUAUUGAAGCAUUUUUACCAUGCUCUUCAGAUGAAAAAAGAGUUCACAGACGAUCUUACACAUUUCAAUAAUAAAACUGUUUGUAUCUAUAUAAUGAAUAUGCCUCAACAGUAGUAAAAGGAUUGUUUCAUGCAAUGGA